AUGUCCACAGCUCAAAAAUGUCCACAGCUCAAAACAAGCAAAAGCUCUGAAGUUUCAUGGUUAACAAAGAAAGGUGAGAGGUUUGAAAGCUAUGAGGAAGGAGAGAGGUUGAGGAAAGCGAAAGCUGAGAUUGAGAAGAGAGUUAGGGCUUUAGAAAGAAAAUGUGCGGUUUUGGAAGUGAGGGAAAUGAAAGAGAAACUGGAAUUGGAGGGUUAUAAAUCCGAGAAGAAAUCUAUGAGUAAAUCACAGAAAAAGGAAAUGGAGAAGGAGUUAAAGAGGAACGAGUUGUAUAAGAAGGUUGAAAAAGCUAAGAACACACUAGCUAUGUGGAAUGAGAGGAUCAUGGAGCCUACUAAUGGAGUGCACGGUGACCAAAAUAGCUCUUUGGAAGAAUAA
Eutrema salsugineum is the source of this 396-nucleotide messenger RNA. RefSeq names its product peroxisomal and mitochondrial division factor 1-like. Lineage: Eukaryota; Viridiplantae; Streptophyta; Magnoliopsida; Brassicales; Brassicaceae. The record is from RefSeq and is a predicted model, not a curated record. The transcript has 2 exons. Bases 1 to 396 code for a protein of 131 amino acids.